AUGUAUUCUCACGUCUACCAAUUGGCUCUUGAAGUCAAAAAAGGUGUUGAGGCUGCACAUCCAAAGGUCGAUGUAGAAUUAUACCAAGUUGCCGAGACCCUUUCUCAAGAAAUUCUCGAUAAGAUGCAUGCGCCAGCCCACCCCGAUGUUCCGAUUAUUACUACUGAUAAGCUUGCCGAAGCGGAUGGCUUUUUGUUCGGUUUUCCCACAAGAUUCGGUACCAUUCCCGCUCAAUUUAAAGCAUUUCUUGAUAGUACUGGUCAAAUUUGGAUGAAAGGAGCAUUGGACAAAAAAUUUGCUGGUUUCUUCACAUCAACUGUUACCCAACAUGGAGGACAGGAGACUACCGGGUUUACUACUGUCACUUAUCUAGCUCAUCACGGAAUCAACUUUGUCCCAUUAGGCAGUGGAAUAUCUUAUUUUGGCGAUACUAGCGAAGUAAUUGGUGGAGGUUAUUGGGGCGCUGGCACCAUUAUUGGUAAUGAUGCUUCUAGACCUAUAUCCGAGAGGGAAAAGGAGGUUGCUCGAUUUCAAGGAAAGAGAUUUGCUGAAAUCGUAGCCACUUACAUUAGAGGAGCUCAAGUUAUCGAAGCGGAAAAGGCUUAG
Messenger RNA from Acaulospora morrowiae, 606 nucleotides. The record is from the annotation of a GenBank genome assembly. NCBI's taxonomy places the organism in Eukaryota, Fungi, Glomeromycota, Glomeromycetes, Diversisporales, Acaulosporaceae.